Messenger RNA from Erigeron canadensis, 878 nucleotides. Its product is annotated as chaperone protein dnaJ 20, chloroplastic-like. The record is from RefSeq and is a predicted model, not a curated record. NCBI's taxonomy places the organism in Eukaryota, Viridiplantae, Streptophyta, Magnoliopsida, Asterales, Asteraceae. Gene Ontology annotation, cellular component: chloroplast. Bases 39 to 701 code for a protein of 220 amino acids. The transcript has a single exon.
ACGACAUCAUCAACACUCAACACAAAAAAAAAAAAAAAAUGAACUCCAAAUCAUUUCCUUCUACCGCUCAAUCGCUCUUAACCCCAUCAAACAAACAACAACUUAUCUCAUCUCCUCUUCAUUAUCCUCAUCUUUCAUUCCCUUUCAACAAAACCCAUAGUAAUUAUAAUAAGAAUAAUAUAUCUAUAUAUACUAAUACUAAUAUUCGUACAUACAGAAUAUCCACUAAAGCAUCAGCAACCACAGCAAACAGCAAUGUUUGCAUAGAAUCUUUGCCACAAAAUGAAACAUUAUAUGACUUACUUGGUAUUACUGAAUCUGGAACAUUAUCUGAUAUCAAACAAGCUUAUAAAAAAAUGGCACUAAAAUACCAUCCUGACGUGUCACCUCCUGAUAGGGCCGAAGAGUAUACUGUCAAGUUUAUUCGGGUACAAGAAGCUUAUGAAACUUUAUCCGACCCGGAAGCUAGAUUUAUGUACGAUAAUUCUAUGAAGGGAUUGCACAUGGCUUUUUCGGGUAAGAAACGUACCCGGUUUGGCCCGAGGUCCGAAGAUAAGAAGGCGUGGAAGGAGACGUGGUCGGAACAAAUAUCAGAGUUGACCCGACGGAGCAAGGUGAACCCGGAAAGGGGGAUGUCAUGGGCAGCCCGGAUCCGGAAGCAACGAAAUGCAUCAUCUAGUGUUUAUAACGGGUCGGGUUAAGGCCUUAUUCGUUGGAUAACUUAAUAACUUAUGUAUAUUAUAUAACUUAAUAACUUUUGUUUAUCUAUAACUUUAGUAACUUUCUGUUCAGGAACUAAUAUUUGUACCACAACAUCUGGUAUAUUUACCACACACAUGUUCAGUAUGUUAUAAAAGUUAUAUAGUGUGGUACAUAAA